This is a messenger RNA of Acanthosepion pharaonis, 639 nucleotides long. NCBI's taxonomy places the organism in Eukaryota, Metazoa, Mollusca, Cephalopoda, Sepiida, Sepiidae. The record is from the annotation of a GenBank genome assembly.
AUGGAUGAAAUACUUAUGAAGUCUAUCUUUCAUUCAUUAAUAUUUUCUUUCAUUUUACCUAUUGUCCUUAUUUCUUUCUUUUUCUUUUACCUUCUUUCUUGCUUUCUUUUUCUUUCUUUCUUAUUCUAUUUCUUUUUUCUUUCUUUCUUUCUUUUUUAUUGUCUUUCUUUUUUCUUUCUUUCUGCCUUAUUCGCUUUCUUUUUUUUCUUUCUUUCUUUCUUUCUUUCUUUCUUUCUGUCUUAUUCGCUUUCUUUUUUCUUUCUUUCUUUCUUUCUGUCUUAUUUGCUUUCUUUUUUCUUUCUUUCUGUCUUAUUCGCUUUCUUUUUUCUUUCUUUCUUAUUCACUUUCUUUUUUCUUUCUUUCUUUCUUUCUAUCUUAUUCACUUUCUUUCUUUCUUCCUUUCUUUCUUUCUUUCUUUCUUUCUUUCUUUCUGUCUUAUUUGGUUUCUUUCUUUUUUUCUUUCUUUCUUUCUGUUUUAUUCGCUUUCUUUUUUCUUUCUUUCUUUCUUUCUUUCUGUCUUAUUCGCUUUCUUUUUUCUUUCUUUCUUUCUUUCUUUCUUUCUUUCUUUCUUUCUUUCUUUCUUUCUGUCUUAUUCGCUUUCUUUUUUCUUUCUCUCUUUCUUAUUUGCUUUCUUUUUAA